This is a messenger RNA of Oncorhynchus tshawytscha (Chinook salmon), 1987 nucleotides long. RefSeq names its product peptidylprolyl isomerase (cyclophilin)-like 2 (gene ppil2). The transcript has 20 exons. Lineage: Eukaryota; Metazoa; Chordata; Actinopteri; Salmoniformes; Salmonidae. Gene Ontology annotation, molecular function: ubiquitin-ubiquitin ligase activity; peptidyl-prolyl cis-trans isomerase activity. Gene Ontology annotation, cellular component: catalytic step 2 spliceosome. The coding region runs from base 438 to 1859 and encodes 473 amino acids. Gene Ontology annotation, biological process: protein peptidyl-prolyl isomerization; protein folding; protein polyubiquitination. The record is from RefSeq and is a predicted model, not a curated record.
GCGAGACGUGUCCUUUUUGUAUGGACGUCUAUGCCAGUGUUGAAUUACGUGAGGGUUAUUUGAUCGGUGAUACGUUUCGUAGUUCAUGUUUAGGCUGUUAUAAAUGUACAGAUGUAGGUGGACGCACGUGGUAUUCCGGCAACUGAGAAAAAAACCCGACUUAUUUGUGCCUGUUGAUCACAAAACGCACGUCUCCCCUCUCAAGCCCCGUUUCCAUUGACACUUUGGAGUCAACCCGGUUUGGGUGGGCUGGGGGCCACCAUGUUGCUAGGUAGCCAAUAUGUGACUACAGCUGGCUUCGCUAACUAACUUGGUACAUCACAUGUGCUGAGUACACCCAUUUCUAUGGAGGGAAAAGAUCAGAAAUUCCAAAGUCAAAUUUUCGACGUCUUCCAUUUGACCAUUGCAGCUUGUCUCUGCAGCCGUUUGAAUAUCCCAUGUGCACUCCCGAGGGAAUCGUCUUUGACCUGCUGAGCAUCGUUCCUUGGAUAAAGAAGUUUGGCACCAAUCCCAUCUCUGGAGAGAAACUGGAAGCGAAGUCCCUCAUCAAGCUAAACUUCGCCAAGAACAACGAUGGUAAAUACCACUGUCCCGUCCUGUACACAGUCUUCACAAACAACUCCCAUAUCGUCACCAACAAGCUCACUGGCAAUGUGUUCUCUCACGAGGCUGUGGAACAGCUCAACGUCAAGACGAAGAGUUACAGAGACCUGCUCUCUGAUGAACCUUUCACCAGACAGGACAUCAUCACCCUGCAGGAUCCAACCAACCUGGAUAAGUUCAAUGUCUCGGACUUCUUCCACGUCAAGAACAACCUCAAAGUACUGGACCCUGAUGAGGAGAAGGCUAAGCUGGACCCUGGUUACCACCUGAACAGUACGAACAUGGAGACCAGAGAGACCCUGGCUGAGCUCUAUAAGGAUUAUAAAGGAGACGCUCUACUGGCCUCCACCAUGAAGGAACCACAGGCCAAGAAGACCGACAAACUUAACGCGGCUCAUUACUCUACUGGCAGAGUGUCUGCUUCCUUCACCUCCACAGCCAUGACCCCUGCUACCGAACACACUGCAGAUGCCAUCUCAGAUGACACGGUGCGUUAUUCCUAUGUGAAGAAGAAAGGCUAUGUUCGCCUCCACACCAACAAGGGAGACAUCAACCUGGAGCUGUACUGUGACAAGGUUCCUAAAGCAGGAGAGAACUUCACCAAGCUGUGUAAGAAGGGUUACUACGACGGAACUGUUUUCCACAGAUCUAUCAGGAACUUCAUGAUCCAAGGAGGAGACCCAACUGGGACUGGUUUAGGAGGAGAGUCAUUCUGGGGUAAGCCCUUCAAAGAUGAGUUUCGUCCCAACCUGUCCCACACCGGACGAGGGGUUCUCAGCAUGGCCAACUCAGGACCCAACACCAACAAGUCCCAGUUCUUCAUCACCUUCCGGUCAUGUCCCUACCUGGACAGGAAACAUACCGUGUUUGGAAGGGUGGUGGGAGGCUUUGAGGCUCUGACAGCCAUGGAGAACAUAGAGGCUGAUCCUAAAACCGAUAAACCCAAGUCUGAGAUCAAGCUGCUGAGUGCCACUGUGUUCGUGGACCCGUAUGAAGAGGCAGAUGCCCAGAUUGCAGCGGAGCGUCAGAAGGAGUUUGAGAAGCAGGAGGAGGAUCGAGCUCAGACCAGUUUGUCUCAGAGGAAGACUAAAGCAGAUCAGGCUCCCAAGACCUUCAAGGCUGGCAUAGGGAAAUAUAUCAAUCCUGUGACCGCUACCACCACGAAACGUCCGGCAGUAGAGGACAGCGGACCGUCCACCAGCGGAGCCAAGAAGGUCAAAGGAAAGACUGGCUUUGGAGACUUCAGCUCCUGGUAACUCCGUGGACACACAGCCCCAUGGACACACAGCCCCAUGGACACACAGCCCCGUGGACACACAUCCCUGUGGACACACAGCCCCGUGGACACACAUCCCUGUGGACACACAGCCCCGUGGACACACAC